CUAGAACAUCCGGGCAACUCCACUCAGUCUGCGUAGGAACGGAAUGGCGGAGCUGGCUCAAUGGGCUCUGCAGAACACAGCGUAAGCCUAGCGGAGAUCUUCAGCCCGGGAUAUGGACUGCAGGAUGGGGAGUUACUCAGGGCAAACUCCCUAGAGGAGCUGGAGAAGAGUGUGGGGGCCACACAGGGGGGCAGCGAGAUGCCAUUGGACGAGCUGCUGGCGCUGUACGGGUACGAGGUGUCAGACCGAAUUUCAGAGCAGGACGGCGAACCCAGUGAGCUGCCAGCCAGCCUGCCUGACAUGACUCUAGACAAGGAUCAGAUCGCUAAAGACCUGCUCUCAGGGGAGGAGGAAGAGGAGGCGCAGUCUUCGGCUGAUGACCUCACCCCCUCUGUCACCUCUCACGCCUCUGAUCUUUUCCAACAGCACCUCAGAGGUGAGGAUGGAGACUACUGUGGCAACUCUUCAGAUGAAGACUCAGAAUGCAGCUCUGUUCCCUCCAAUGAUGGCCGAAAGGACAUUAUGGUGGGCCCGCAGUACCAGGCAGCUAUCCCUGCCCUUAGCCCUUACUCACGUGAGGAGAAAGCCUAUGAGAACGAGGAUCAGCUCCUGUGGGCUCCGGCGGUGCUGUCGGGAGAGGCUGUGGAGGAUUUCCUGCUGCAGGCACAAAGGUGGGGGGGUGAAACCACUACACCUGGGCACGUCAUCAAGGACAACGAGCAGGCCCUGUACGAGCUGGUUAAAUGCCGCUUUAACACAGAGGAGGCCCUGAGGAGGCUACGUUUCAAUGUCAAAGUGUUCAGAGAGGAGCUGUGUGCGUGGAGCGAAGAAGAGUGCCGAAAUUUCGAACACGGGUAUCGAGUCUACGGGAAGAACUUCCACCUCAUCCAAGCAAACAAGGUCCGCACACGCUCUGUGGGAGAGUGCGUGGAGUACUAUUACAUGUGGAAGAAGUCAGACCGACACGAAUACUUCACUCUGCAGACCACUAAACUGGGCCGCAGGAAGUACAGCCUGCAGUCAGGGACCAUGGAGGAUGGAGAGCAGGACGGUGAUGGACAGGAGGCGGAAGGGGGCAGUCUCCCACGCACUCUGCCUUCAGGACCUGUGCCCACCAAACGGCUCCGCCUCCCGUCCCCUCCCAACGCUUUGGACCUGCACACACGAGAUGCAGAGCUCAGGGGGCCGGAAUUGGAGCAGUGUGUGGCUGCUGAAGCAGGCCCACCCAGGGAGGCCCUGUUCAAGCUGACCAGCUUUCCCGCUCAAGAGGACUCCCAGGGGCCUAGAUCAACCUGUCCCAGCCCACCCCACUGCCCCAUCCCUCCUGCUGCCCCUCCCACACCGGAUCCAAUAGAAACCCCUCUGGCUCCCUGCAGCCAAGCCCCUCCCCCUGAGCUCCUGGGCCCCGGCUUCUACCAGCUGCAGCUGGAGCCUUUCUCCCUGCCCAGCGUCCCCCCACCCCCUCCUGCUCUCGGCCCCGCGGUCUCUGUCCCGUCAGUGUUCGGAGCCAUCGGCGGCUUCCUGCACCCUUCUCCUGUCCCACACCCCCGCUCCCUCACACAGUGA
This is a messenger RNA of Megalops cyprinoides (Indo-Pacific tarpon), 1566 nucleotides long. RefSeq names its product mesoderm induction early response protein 2-like. The coding region runs from base 61 to 1566 and encodes 501 amino acids. The transcript is spliced from 12 exons. Lineage: Eukaryota; Metazoa; Chordata; Actinopteri; Elopiformes; Megalopidae. Gene Ontology annotation, cellular component: nucleoplasm. Gene Ontology annotation, biological process: negative regulation of transcription by RNA polymerase II. The record is from RefSeq and is a predicted model, not a curated record. Gene Ontology annotation, molecular function: transcription corepressor activity; histone deacetylase binding.